Penicillium daleae is the source of this 960-nucleotide messenger RNA. RefSeq names its product lipase family protein. The transcript is spliced from 4 exons. The coding region runs from base 1 to 960 and encodes 319 amino acids. NCBI's taxonomy places the organism in Eukaryota, Fungi, Ascomycota, Eurotiomycetes, Eurotiales, Aspergillaceae. The record is from RefSeq and is a predicted model, not a curated record. Gene Ontology annotation, biological process: lipid metabolic process.
AUGUUACCAGCACUCUCUGUCUUGCUAUGGCCCUUUUCCCUGUCGUUGCAGUCUACGGUAUUUUCAACAAGCCACAACUAUCCAGUUCAAGAAAAGCCUCUCAUAGGGUUACCACAAGAUGUCACAGCGCCAGUUCUGCGAACAUUGAGUGUUUUUUCUGAAUAUUCUGCUGCAGCAACUUGUAUAAAUAACUUCAAUGCGACUGCAGGCGCAAAAGUCACUUGUGACCCGGGAAAAUGUCCAAUUAUUGAAUUCUCUGAUACAGAAAUUAUAGGCUCCUUCCAAGGAAUAAACCCUGGCAAUACAACGGGCUUCAUUGCAAUCGACAGAACUCAUCAACGUAUUAUUCUUUCCUUCCGCGGAAGUGAAUACUCCGGAAACUUCAAAACCGACGGCAACUACACCCAAAUUGCCGUACCUGAAAUUUGCCCGGACUGUUUAAUGCAUGGAGGGUUCCUUAGUGCUUGGAACAGUGCUUCGAGUUUCAUAAUGCCGACAUUGGAUUGCGCCGUGAAGGUUUUCCCCCACUUCACUGUUGCUUUCACUGGGCAUAGUCUUGGGGGUGCACUGUCCACAGUUGGUGCAACGUACCUGAGAAAAGCAAACCGGACGAUUGAUCUUUUUACAUUUGGCAGUCCUCAAAUUGGAAACUAUAGUGUUGCAGAGGUUAUUACCAACACAACAAUGGGUUUGAACUAUCGAAGUUUUGGCAACUUCCAAACGUGUCAAAAAAAAUGGCAAUACAGCCAAUCCUCCCCUGAAUACUGGAUCACUUCAAAUAAUACCGUGAAACCUACACCUGCUGACGUCGAAGUUAUCGAGGGCAUUGACAACAAGACAGGGAACCUUGGACAGACCGGCUGUGAUAUCACAGCGCACAAUUGGUAUAUCGGAAACAUGACGGGCUGUUCUCGGGAUGGUGCCAGCAAAGGUUCUGGGAAGGGUUGGUGUGACCUCUGA